AUGAAUAUUCAGAAUAGUGAAAAUUUUGUUGACAAAGAUUUAGAAUUUGAUAGCGAACCUGAUAAUAAUGAUAACACUGAAGAAAUAGGAUCUUCCUCUAAAUCAUCAAAUAAUCAAAAAACUACGGGCUUGCCCAAAAAAAAGAAAAAACGUAAACUUAUAGCUAAAGCAUGGCAAUAUUUUAGCUUAGUAGGGUCUUCUGCAAUAUGUCAAGUUGAAAUAGUUGAAGAUAGAAAAACAAAAAAAUGUGGCCGCAUAUAUGAUCAUUCUAACUCAAAUUCAACAACAACAAUGAACUAUCAUAUAACACAAGAACAUGAUAUAGUUCUUCAAAAAGGAGAAGUUAAAAUUAUUCGAUUUAAUCAAAUAUUAGCUCUUGAGAUGGAUGAAGAAAUUGAUUCAAAAAAAGGUGAAGAUGAUGAAGAAAUUGAUGUAUCUACAAUAAAAAUAUUACGUAAUAUUUCCGAUAUUACUUCCGUAUUACUAUUAAAAAAAGGAAAGGAAAAUCAAAAAGAUGAUUCUGAAAAUGAAGAUGACAACACUCUAUAUGCACCACCACCACCACCUGAUCUCGAUCAAAUCGAAAAGAACUUUAAAAUUCCAGCCACACUUUUAGACCCUCAAACAAAAAAAAUUCCAGCAUUUACAAAUAGAGAACGAGAAAAGGCCAGAGAAAAAUUAAAGAAUGAAUUUGAGAAUUUACAACACCUUAACUUUACUGAUAAUUAUCAACCAGAACAACAAACAUCAACACCAAUAAGUACUGAAAUUAUGCAAAAUCCAUUUUUUGAAGGUAUUUUUGGAGCACAAAGCCAAGAUACGCCUCUAGAUGAA
Molecule: messenger RNA, 834 nt
Organism: Racocetra fulgida
Lineage: Eukaryota; Fungi; Glomeromycota; Glomeromycetes; Diversisporales; Gigasporaceae
Source: the annotation of a GenBank genome assembly